GUCGACGCCACACCCCGUUGUUCCAAUUUGACACACGCACCAUCGAUGAAAGCAGGUUUGUUUCUUGGCCUUGGCGCGGUCCAUGCUACGCGUGGCGAGUCGACUGCUGGCUUGACUGACGGGCGAUCGGUUGGUGGACCGACCGCCAUCACCCAGCCCAGGUGCUUUCCCUUGGAUCAUUGUACGUUCGGGCCAAAAUCGAUCCUGUACGUCCCGCGCAAUCCAAUCUAUGCGGUCCCCAAGCAGUGCGCUGCCUCAGCACCCGUCAAUAUCACGGCCACGUCUGCGCUGAAUCGACGCGAUAUCACGCUGUCGACAUCGUCGAACGUUCCACUUCUGUUCGACUCGAUCGCGUACGCAGACAUCGAGGCCCAUGGCACGUCCUUCGCAACAUUUCAGUUGGACUUGCAAACAACCCUCGACAAGCACACCACCAACAACGCCGUCGCCCCGGGGGUGUUUCGCCUCGACGCGUCGUAUUUUGUAUGCAAAGACGUGGGUCAGCUCCACCGCGCAGCGCCGCUCCAGUGCCAAGCCACGACGUGCAUUGCGUACCCGGAUACGUGGCCGCCCAAGCCGCUGGAGCGGUGCCCGUCGUACGUGUCCGUGAACAACGUCACGUACGAUGCAACGGCAUUCUACUCGCACUUGAAAGAUCCGUUUGAGGAACUCAAGUGGAGCGCUGUGGUGGAUGCAUUUGAAAAGUGGGGCCACCGCGUGGAGAAUUUUCCGUGCGUGGCAGGGCAAGUCGCUACGUCGCGUUGCGAUUCGUUUACCGUCCAGACCAAGCGGUUGGGGCGACACACCACGGUGGACAUGGUGCGUGGCAACGACGAUGACAAAGUCAGGGUGCUGCGGGAGCUGGACGCCCCCACCGCCGUCGAGUUGAACGAGCUCAAAGCGGUGGCCGACACCAUGGAUUUGACUCUCGACCGACCGAUUCCAGACCCUGCCGCCGUCUGUACCAAGUGUGUGCACACGACCCGCGUGCUGAAGGAAUGGGUGCACCCUGCGUCCUGCGCCAGCCCUCUCGAUUCGACGCCGCAGUGCCGAGGCACCGACGCUUGUACGCUGAACCACUGCGUGACGUUUGUGCCAAUGGAUCUCUUCUCCGCGUCGCUGGAAGCAACGCCGCAUGCACUGGAGACAACCGAGAGGGCCAAGCGGAGCUGGAUUCCGCCCUACUUGAAGGACGAAGUGGUUUACCACGCUGCGUCGGACACGAUUCGGCUCGUGUGGACGGCGGAUGUCGACGUUGUCAUGUUGAACGUGGAGAGCCUCGUGCAGGUGGCCACCCCCGAUGGCGACUGGGUCAAGUCCCAAGUUACAUGGACAGUACAGCGCCCGAAUGGCCGCCCGAUCUUUCAGCGGUGGACUCCGCUUCAGGACAGCCGCGUUGCGAUUCCGACAACGCAGAGGCAAAAGCCCCCCACGGUCGUGGCUUUCGCCGUGCGCUCUUGGACUCCAUGCGGCCAGAUCGCGUCGAAAAAUGUCCUUCUCCGAGUGUUCCGCCAAGACUCGAUCGUUGUUGGGACGGCCAAGGCCAUGGAGUCGCUCACGGUUCGAGAAGACAAUGGAACGUUGUCGUUCUUUCGAGCCAUGUACGUCACGGGGGCGUUGUGCUUUGCGGGAGGAGUGUUGUGGUCGUUGUUGAGGCACCGGACGCAACGUGACCAGGCGCCGACAUCGUACCAGCUUGUCCGAGAUGCCAACAUGUUGUAGAGAUUGUCACGAAAAGGUGAAUGACGAUAGGUUGUGAAUUCCUGCCAUUGAAUCGAGGAAUGGACCGACUUUGUGGCGGACCAGCAACUCUACGUCGACUUGGAACGCAUGAUGGGUUCACGAAUGUCACAAUGGUAGCUCCAGCUCUUUUAAUACGCACCACCGCUUCAAACUGCAGUGGCGAGUGGAGG
Messenger RNA from Aphanomyces invadans, 1913 nucleotides. RefSeq lists its product as hypothetical. The record is from RefSeq and is a predicted model, not a curated record. The transcript is spliced from 2 exons. The coding region runs from base 46 to 1722 and encodes 558 amino acids. NCBI's taxonomy places the organism in Eukaryota, Oomycota, Saprolegniomycetes, Saprolegniales, Verrucalvaceae.